GUAAGAUUACUGUCUCUCUCUUUUCUUUUCUCAGAGCCUGAUGAUGUGAGGCUGGUGGGAGGAGGCAGUCGCUGUGCUGGUGGAGUGGAGUGGUACUACCAGGGAGAGUGGAGGAUUGUGGGAGCUGAGGACUGGCAUGUAGCUGCAGUAGUGUGUAGACAGCUGGGUUGUGGUUCCACUGUUUCAGAACUACCUGGAAACACCACUAGAGGGAUUAGAGCUUCCUGUUCUGGGUCUGAGUCUUCACUGAGGGAGUGUUCCAGAAGUUAUGAUCUCCUUCCUGGACUCACAGUGAUCUGCUCAGAUCUCCUGGUCCAGCCUGAUAUCUUCCUGACUGACUCAAUGGGAGGGGUCUUCAGGGGCCACCAGGGGCCCGAGGUGUUCAGGGGCUACAACUUCACCAUCACCUGCUCCACUCAGCCACAGUACCCAGGAGGCUCCUUCCUCCUCACGUUCACCGGCUCCAACAGAACCCAGACCCAGCCAGCUGUCAAUCACUCUGCUGCCUUCCUCUUCCCUGCUGCAGAUGACUCCCACCAGGGGAACUACAGCUGUGUUUAUGACAAUGAUGUUUUCUCUCAUAACUUCUCCUCUGAGAGUGAGCUCCUCUCCCUCACCAUCACAGGUAAGUGAACAUGAACCAGACUUAUAACUUUGUCAUUG
Molecule: messenger RNA, 663 nt
Organism: Oncorhynchus nerka (sockeye salmon)
Lineage: Eukaryota; Metazoa; Chordata; Actinopteri; Salmoniformes; Salmonidae
Product: deleted in malignant brain tumors 1 protein-like
Exons: 2
Biological process (GO): zymogen activation
Cellular component (GO): plasma membrane
Molecular function (GO): serine-type endopeptidase activity
Source: RefSeq, a predicted model, not a curated record